AUGUUCGUCCACGUGAAGGCACAUGACGCCUGGGAUGUCUGUUCUGGAGUGGUCGACCGGGUAGUGGGUCUUGAGCAAGUUUCCUACCUUAGCCUGGAAAAUGUGACUGCCCAUGAAUUUGUGGGCGAUACCAAAGACGGAGGACUUGCUAUCUGCCUAGCUGAUGCCGACGACCGCCCAGUCCCGUUCUUCUUACAGGGACCAGACGGACCUAGGUUCGAAGAAGUGCUAGGCGACCCUGUCACACCGACCCAGUGGGGCGAGCCUGCCGAGAUGGUACUGUUGCAAGCUCCUGAAGCAGCGAACCAGGUGGCGGAACUUGAAGGGAAAUGUCACUGUGGAGGCGUUUCUUUCCGGUUAACUCGUCCAAACCCUACCUCGAGGUUGUGUUCCUCGCCUUGGCCCGAUCUUCUCGUCCCGUACCAUUCAGCUAGUUCGGCAAACCCCGAAGAUAUCAAGUGGUGGCUUUGCGGGAAUGAUACUAAAUAUCUGGCUGGGACUUGCGCAUGCAGAUCUUGCAGACUUGGUUCAGGGUCUCCUAUUCAGGCGUGGGGUUUUGUGCCAAAAGCCAACAUUCUCCAGUCCAACGGUCAACCCUUAAAUUUUGAGACCGGGACUCUGAAGCAAGUGGAAAGUUCUGCUGGUUGUUUCCGCGAGUUUUGUGAUACUUGUGGGGCCACGGUCUUUUGGCAUUGCCGUGAAAGACCCGAGUUGAUCGAUGUGAGCGUUGGGUUGCUGAGGGCGAUAGAAGGCUCGAGGGCGGAGAGCUGGCUAGACUGGUGGACUGAAAGAGUGAGUUUUAGUGAAGAAGCAUUUGACAAGAAACUCAUUGAACGCCUUGAGUUGGGUUUGAAGCGGCUCAGGCAAGCUAGAUGA
Exophiala aquamarina CBS 119918 is the source of this 876-nucleotide messenger RNA. RefSeq lists its product as uncharacterized. The coding region runs from base 1 to 876 and encodes 291 amino acids. Lineage: Eukaryota; Fungi; Ascomycota; Eurotiomycetes; Chaetothyriales; Herpotrichiellaceae. The transcript has a single exon. Gene Ontology annotation, molecular function: carbon-sulfur lyase activity. The record is from RefSeq and is a predicted model, not a curated record.